AAAGUAUUGUUACCAAGUACCAACGUUGUUUAAUUUGAUUCCAUGCUACACCGAAUCAUCACAAAUUAUGAAGAAGCCUCGGGACAACUUAUCAACAAGGACAAAUCCUCCAUCACCUUUUCACCAAAAACAAGCAAGGAAAUCAGAAACAGAGUGAAAAACCAACUUGGAAUCACGAAAGAAGGAGGAACUGGGAAAUACCUUGGUCUGCCUGAGCUCUUUGGAAGGAAGAAGAGGGAUCUCUUCGAAUCUAUUGUUGCUCGGAUUAAGAAGAAAGCAGCAAGCUGGUCCUCUAAAAGACUCUCUGCAGCAGGGAAAUUGAUCAUGCUCAAAUCAGUCCUGACAGCAAUACCUCCUUACUCAAUGUCUUGUUUUCAGCUACCUAUUGCCUGGCACGACCAAAGCAAGAAUGCUGGUCUGGGAUGGGUGGUGCUCAACAGAGCCCAUGAAGUCAAAUCAAGAAAUUGCAAACCAGUCCCCUAUAUCAAAAGCUCAUGUGAAGCAGAGGCUUUGUGCAUCCUUGAAGCCAUUUUAUCUCUUCAAAACCAUCACCAGGACAAGAUCAUCAUCGAAUCUGACUCAAAAGUUGCCAUCACGGCCAUCAACACGCGGAAAUCACCGAUCAACAUGAUAGGAGUCAUUGAAGACAUCUUAAACUUUGCUAAACCUUUUCACUCUAUAUCUUUUAGAAACAUUCCAAGAUCAGAAAAUACAUGUGCUGAUGAUCUUGCCAAAACAGCCAUUAGGUCGAUGACCCUAGGCCAAUCUACUUCUUUGUAAUCCCCUGUUUUUUCUUAAUGAAAGUUUGUCUUUCCA
Arabidopsis arenosa is the source of this 816-nucleotide messenger RNA. Lineage: Eukaryota; Viridiplantae; Streptophyta; Magnoliopsida; Brassicales; Brassicaceae. The record is from the annotation of a GenBank genome assembly.